AUGCGUGACCUCCUCCUGCGAGCUUGGCGUUGGAACCUGCUCGCUUUCUGGCCACAGUUCCUCAAGCAAGCACCACCUUGCAACUGCACUCGCAGGGGAACACGCUUUCCUUUGGACGGUCUCACCCGUACUGGCCCAAGGACUGUAACCAGGCUCCACAGCCCGGCGGUCGGCAACGACUGUUGGAUAGCGCCCGGGUCACCGGUACCCGAGGUUUACGCAUCGAAGGCUCCGUUCGCUCAACCGCUUUCCAGGCUGGACUUGACAUUGUUGCUCUGCGCAGGAUACGACUCGUCUCGACGAUGGAUAUCUGCGGGUCUUCAGGGCUCGCGAGAGUCACAAUGCAAGCUCACCUGCCUCGAAGAUGAGGCCAACAUGGACUGCGCCUCCGUUUUGAAAAAACGCAAGUUGAAAAUGAACAAACACAAACACCGAAAGAGGCGGAAACAAAACCGCCACAAGAACAAAAUCUAG
This is a messenger RNA of Cyanidioschyzon merolae strain 10D, 474 nucleotides long. RefSeq lists its product as hypothetical. The transcript has a single exon. Lineage: Eukaryota; Rhodophyta; Bangiophyceae; Cyanidiales; Cyanidiaceae. The record is from RefSeq and is a predicted model, not a curated record. The coding region runs from base 1 to 474 and encodes 157 amino acids.